This is a messenger RNA of Lycium barbarum (goji berry), 2295 nucleotides long. RefSeq lists its product as uncharacterized. NCBI's taxonomy places the organism in Eukaryota, Viridiplantae, Streptophyta, Magnoliopsida, Solanales, Solanaceae. The coding region runs from base 1 to 2295 and encodes 764 amino acids. The record is from RefSeq and is a predicted model, not a curated record. The transcript has 7 exons.
AUGACGAAUGGUAUCGAGCUUCUUACUACCAGUGGGGUUUCCUAUGUACCUUCAUCCUCAUCUGAUUCUGCCCCUACUUCUGACACUGCUUUUCACCCCGAUGAUUAUACUCACCCUUGCCAUCCCCUGUAUGUUCAUCCCUCUGACGUGUUGGGUUCCUCCUUGGUUCCUGUUCCUUUUGAUGGAACUAGUUAUGGAUUAAACAGUUAUGGAAUGAAAUUGGGUCCAUUUCCCCUAACCACCUAUCUUAUUGCACUUGUGGGGGGAAGUAAGAAGGGUGAGGAUGAACAAAAGGUGUACCAAUUUUUGAUGGGUCUCAAUGACACCUAUGUUCAAAGGAACAUCUCUAGAACCUCUCAGUUUUCAUCAGGAUCUGUGUCUUUCAAUGCUGGGGCAUCUACUUCACACUCAUAUCAUGGUUCUACUUCAAGCCCAUAUCAUGGUCCCUCUAAACAGAAUUUUCAUUCAAAAGUUGCUUUCGAACCCCAGAAAUCAUCCUUGGAAUGUAAGUAUUGCAGAAAUCCUGGCCAUAGUAUUAAGAAGUGCUAUAGGCUUCAUGGUUUUCCUCCAAAUUUCAAAUUCACCAAAAACACUGGUCCAAGGAAAACAACUGCUCAUGUUGAAUUUGAUUCCAAUCAUGCUGGGCACUCAAAUUUUGACAACUCUGGUGGUCCUCAUGGUGAAUCUGAACAUUCUUAUGUCCUUCCUGGCCUUACCAAGGACCAACACUCCCAGCUGAUGUCAUUGCUGCAACAGUCCCACAUUCGUGCUUCCCCUCCUGCUUCCAAUCUUUUGGCUUCUGCAAACUUUGCUGGUAAGUUGUCACCUGAUAGUAAUGUCAGGACUUGUUUGCUUACUAAGAUAGAAAACACUAUAUGGAUCAUAUAUUCUGGAGUUUCUGAUCAUAUGACCUCUGAAUUUUCCCUACGUUUCAACUUACAAACUCUACCUAUUCCUUAUCUAGUGUCCCUUCCCAAUGGAUACAAAGUUAAAGUAACUAAUAUUGGUUCCCUAAACUUGUUUCCUGAUUUUGUUCUCCACAAUGGCCCUUCUCGUAAGAAGCCAGUGGUGCUUGGUAGAUCUGACAGUGGACUAUACAAGCUUUCUCAUCACCCAACUGUUUUUACUUGUGAUUUUCCUGUCCUUGCUGCUUUUCCUGUUGUUUCUUCUGAUUGUAGUAGUUCUACCGUUGCUGAUUGUAAUAGUUCUGCCAUUGUUGCUGUUUGCCCCUCCAUUUCUUUUGUUCCUAGUGUUCAUGCAAUUGUAUCUGCUGAUCCUUCUCAUACUGUUGUUCCUGCCAAUGUGAAUAUGAAUAAAGUUAAAGUUGUUUGGCACUAUAGACUUAGCCAUCUGCCUUUUUCCAAAAUGAAAUCACUUACUAAUGUUGGUUCCAAAUUAUCCCAUAAACAGUCAUUUGAUUGUCCUAUUUGCCCUUUAGCCAAACAAUCUAGAUUACCAUUUUCAGACAGUUCUAUUAAAAGGUAUCAUCCAUCAGACUUCCUGUCCAUAUACCCCUCAGCAGAAUGGGAUGGUGGAAAGGAAGCACAGGAACUUGCUAGACACUGCCAGGGCCCUACUCUUCCAAUCUCAUCUCCCCAUCAGAUUUUGGGGGAUGUGUUAUUCCAUGAGCAUAUUUUCCCUUUCCUCACUUCCUCUACUGGAUCCUCAACUAGUUGUUCUUUUCCUUCUCCUUAUUUUGAUGACACUGUUCCUCCAAUGACCUGUCCUGGUUUUCGCUCUUCUCAUGUUUCCUCUCCUACUCCAUCCUCUCCCUCUUUCUCUUUGUCUCAUGUGCCAGCCACACCCUCGUCUCCCACUCUUACACAUAUUCCUUCCCCUAUUCCUUCUAUACCUGCUCCUUUCCUAGCUUCACUUGUGAACCUCACACUUCAGUAUCUAGUAAGCAGCUUGUUCUUGAGCCUUUUUGUUUACUCUCAAGCUGCAUCUGUCCCUGUGUGGCAAGAUGCCAUGCGAAAUGAGUUUGAGGCUUUGAAGGCUAAUUUGACUUGGGACAUAGUUGAGUUAUCCAGUGGUAAGAAACCCAUUGGGUGCAAAUGGGUGUACAAAGUGAAAUAUAGAGCUGAUGGGAGCAUUGAGAGGUAUAAGGCUAGGUUAGUGGUCAGAGGGGAUACUCAAGUAGAGGGGAUUGACUUUUAUGAGACUUUUUCCCCUGUAGUAAAAAUGUCUACAAUCAAAACUCUUGUUGUUGUUGCUGUUAAACAGAAUUGGUAUUUUUUUCAAUUGGAUGUAAAUAAUGCUUUCUUGCAUGGGGAUUUGGAUGAAAAGUCUAUAUGA